Molecule: messenger RNA, 1181 nt
Organism: Pleuronectes platessa (European plaice)
Lineage: Eukaryota; Metazoa; Chordata; Actinopteri; Pleuronectiformes; Pleuronectidae
Product: toll/interleukin-1 receptor domain-containing adapter protein
Exons: 3
Coding region: 194-928 (244 amino acids)
Biological process (GO): signal transduction
Source: RefSeq, a predicted model, not a curated record
CAGAGUUCCUUCCUUAUUUUUUCUGGUGAGGUCACUGACACUCGAUAGACUUUUCACUUCGUCUUUGAUACUUUCAGUUAGGGCAGACUGUUGCACAGUUCUUAGUUCAGCUACCACGUUUUAUGAUUUAUUUAAUUUUUUUUGCCAGAAGGAUUUUGGAGAGAAGUUGAAGAGGCAUGACAAUGUUAACAACAUGCAUGUCUUUCUCGUUUCAGGUUGGUUCCGAAACCUCUUGAAAUCAAGAAGAUCGUUGGCAUCCCAACAUGAAGAAAAACCUAGCAAGACAAAUGUAUUGACACCAAUUUCAUAUACACCAACAUCAUCGUCAUCAUCAUCGUCUGGACCCAAAAAUCUGCCGUCUGCUCUGAGCUCAAACCUGAGAUGGAGACUAAAAUAUGACUUGCUCGUGUGCCACAGUCUCGCUGACGAUGACAUUGAGGAGGCUAAGGACCUGGUCUCUUUCCUGGAGGCUUCACCCCGCAACCUCAGGUGCUUCCUCUGGCAAAGGGACGUUUGUCCAGGAAGUCCAAUUUUCACAGAAUUCUGUCAGGCUGUGCAGGAGAGCCACUUGCAGGCUCUGCUCAUCACUCCUGACUUCCUGCAGGAAGAGUGGUGCAUGUACAUGAUGCACCAGGCUCUGGCGGAGGGGCCCAUGUCCAAGCGACUGAUUCCUCUGAUACAGAACAUAUCCCAUGAUAAGUACCCUCAGGAAAUCAAGUUCUUCUUCUACAUUAACCUGAGCAGGAACAUUGACCAAGGAUAUAGUCUCAUCAACGACACGGUGCUCAAGUAUCUAGAAGACCUGGUUAAAAAUGAGAGGACACACGACUCCAAUGUGGACAGCUCUCACAACGGACUAAGCUGGGAGGGCAGCUCACAAGGAGACGAUCUGAUCUCAAACAACAAACCUGCUGAGACUUCACUCUGAAAGUGACGCAGGAAAGAAUUGACAGAUUUAAUGAUGGCUGAAAUAAUCCUCAACAGUCAUUUAAGAACUAUAUGAAGGACAAGAGGCUCAGAGUGGAAGAAAACACUGCUGUUGUUGGCUGAAUUCAACUUUAGUCAUGUCUUAAUCACACCAUGUUAAGGGAAGUAUUUAGUGUCUAUAGGGUUUUUUCUUUGUCUUUUAUGUAAAGAUGUAUAAUAUGUAACAAUUCUUCAUAAAAAAUAUUUAAAAGUGA